AUGGCGAGGGUUACGGUUCUCGUGGUUCUCAUGAUGCAGGCGCUUGCAGAGCAGAGCUGUCAAGAGGAGUCCCAGGAAGAAAGCUCCACUCUGAUGCAGCUCAAUCACCGAGAGAUGACGGGUGAUGAGCUCAAUGAGUUGAACGAGGGUCUUCCAUGGUGGGUCAAGAAGAAGAUCAUUGACUCACGUCGACAGAGUCACCCACCAGCUCCUCCUCCCCCCCCGGCACCUCCACGCUAUCCUUGCUCCACCUCAGAGCCGCAGUCGCCACGCAACGUGAGUAAAGAUUUCGUGGGAUUGUUGCCUCCGAAAGUGCAGCCCGUCGGUUUGUACGAUGAGUUCCCCAAUCUGAUCCACGUGAACACGCACUUUCACUUGGGUGGUGAACACCAAAACGUGGAUGAGGGGGGCUAUUCCCUCAACUAUACCGAUGCCGGGCUUGCAGGGAAUAUCGUUCCGAAUGACAUCCGCCCAGGAUAUUUUUGCGCUCCAGUGAGCCAGGAACCAGAAAUGGGUGACAACUGGACCUUGGCUGAUUACAACUGGACAUCUUGCAAAAAUGUGAAGAUGGGCUACACCUAUGAGUUUCACUGGGUCCAUUCCACGGCCGGGCCCAUUGAUGGGGUUUUGUCGGGCGGCUUGGGUGGUGUCUUCAAUCGAUCCAUAAAUCCAACGGCCUUUGUGCGAGGACAGAUCUGUCGCAUCGUGAACUGGCCAGAACAAGAAUACAAGAUGUUCAACACGACCUGGCGUGAACCAGUCAGAGACUCAGUGGUGUACAUUGGCUCCACCACCGGUACGUCCUACGACAACUACAAAUGUUCUCCAGCCGAAGUGACAUGGCACGUGGAUCGAGAGUGCUGCAUUCUGUCGGCGCAGAACAUGGACCGUAUGUGCGCAGACUUGUUGGAGUAUGGCCGGAACAUGGAGGGUGAUGUGCAACCCGCACCAUCUCGUCUUCUUGUUGCACCCUUUAUCUCGGCGCUUGCAGAGCAGAGCUGUCAAGAGGAGUCCCAGGAGGAAAGCUCCACUCUGAUGCAGCUCAAUCACCGAGAGAUGACGGGUGAUGAGCUCAAUGAGUUGAACGAGGGUCUUCCAUGGUGGGUCAAGAAGAAGAUCAUUGACUCACGUCGACAGAGUCACCCACCAGCUCCUCCUCCCCCCCCGGCACCUCCACGCUAUCCUUGCUCCACCUCAGAGCCGCAGUCGCCACGCAACGUGAGUAAAGAUUUCGUGGGAUUGUUGCCUCCGAAAGUGCAGCCCGUCGGUUUGUACGAUGAGUUCCCCAAUCUGAUCCACGUGAACACGCACUUUCACUUGGGUGGUGAACACCAAAACGUGGAUGAGGGGGGCUAUUCCCUCAACUAUACCGAACCAGAAAUGGGUGACAACUGGACCUUGGCUGAUUACAACUGGACAUCUUGCAAAAAUGUGAAGAUGGGCUACACCUAUGAGUUUCACUGGGUCCAUUCCACGGCCGGGCCCAUUGAUGGGGUUUUGUCGGGCGGCUUGGGUGGUGUCUUCAAUCGAUCCAUAAAUCCAACGGCCUUUGUGCGAGGACAGAUCUGUCGCAUCGUGAACUGGCCAGAACAAGAAUACAAAAUGUUCAACACGACCUGGCGUGAACCAGUCAGAGACUCAGUGGUGUACAUUGGCUCCACCACCGGUACGUCCUACGACAACUACAAAUGUUCUCCAGCCGAAGUGACAUGGCACGUGGAUCGAGAGUGCUGCAUUCUGUCGGCGCAGAACAUGGACCGUAUGUGCGCAGACUUGUUGGAGUAUGGCCGAAACAUGGAGGGUGAUGUGCAACCCGCACCAUCUCGUCUUCUUGUUGCACCCUUUAUCUCGGACACCAACGCCUCGUUCAUUGCCAACUACACCUCGACAUGGCUGAACUGCAUUGUGUUGAGACAUGUUGAGACUGCUGUGACCGCAGCUUUGAAUGACGCCAUUUUGCUUCUGGCGAGAUGCAUUGCGUCGGCUAGUGGCUCAGCAGCUCAGCAGGCGCUUGCAGAGCAGAGCUGUCAAGAGGAGUCCCAGGAGGAAAGCUCCACUCUGAUGCAGCUCAAUCACCGAGAGAUGACGGGUGAUGAGCUCAAUGAGUUGAACGAGGGUCUUCCAUGGUGGGUCAAGAAGAAGAUCAUUGACUCACGUCGACAGAGUCACCCACCAGCUCCUCCUCCCCCCCCGGCACCUCCACGCUAUCCUUGCUCCAUCGCAGAGCCGCAGUCGCCACGCAACGUGAGUAAAGAUUUCGUGGGAUUGUUGCCUCCGAAAGUGCAGCCCGUCGGUUUGUACGAUGAGUUCCCCAGUCUGAUCCACGUGAACACGCACUUUCACUUGGGUGGUGAACACCAAAACGUGGAUGAGGGGGGCUAUUCCCUCAACUAUACCGAACCAGAAAUGGGUGACAACUGGACCUUGGCUGAUUACAACUGGACAUCUUGCAAAAAUGUGAAGAUGGGCUACACCUAUGAGUUUCACUGGGUCCAUUCCACGGCCGGGCCCAUUGAUGGGGUUUUGUCGGGCGGCUUGGGUGGUGUCUUCAAUCGAUCCAUAAAUCCAACGGCCUUUGUGCGAGGACAGAUCUGUCGCAUCGUGAACUGGCCAGAACAAGAAUACAAAAUGUUCAACACGACCUGGCGUGAACCAGUCAGAGACUCAGUGGUGUACAUUGGCUCCACCACCGGUACGUCCUACGACAACUACAAAUGUUCUCCAGCCGAAGUGACAUGGCACGUGGAUCGAGAGUGCUGCAUUCUGUCGGCGCAGAACAUGGACCGUAUGUGCGCAGACUUGUUGGAGUAUGGCCGAAACAUGGAGGGUGAUGUGCAACCCGCACCAUCUCGUCUUCUUGUUGCACCCUUUAUCUCGGACACCAACGCCUCGUUCAUUGCCAACUACACCUCGACAUGA
Cladocopium goreaui is the source of this 2919-nucleotide messenger RNA. The record is from the annotation of a GenBank genome assembly. Lineage: Eukaryota; Dinophyceae; Suessiales; Symbiodiniaceae.